Solea solea (common sole) is the source of this 1584-nucleotide messenger RNA. Its product is annotated as phospholipase A2 inhibitor and Ly6/PLAUR domain-containing protein-like. The record is from RefSeq and is a predicted model, not a curated record. The coding region runs from base 7 to 645 and encodes 212 amino acids. NCBI's taxonomy places the organism in Eukaryota, Metazoa, Chordata, Actinopteri, Pleuronectiformes, Soleidae. The transcript is spliced from 5 exons.
UCAAACAUGAAGCUGCUGCUGACUGUGUGCCUGACCUGGACUCUGUUCUACACAGCCCGAUCACUGAGCUGCCACGUGUGUUCAGACCGACAGUGCAGCAACACGACGACCGUUCAGUGUCCUGACUCCAGCACAAUGUGCACCACUGUCACAUCAGUGAUAAGCAACGGGUUAUCAGUGAGUCUGGAAAUCAAUAAAAACUGUUCGUCACUCACGUCCUGCACCACUCCUCUCUCCACUGUGGUGGAAUUGUCAGUGAACCUGGGUUACUCACGAUAUUCCUACACUCAGAUUUGCUGCGAUACUGACAACUGCAACUUUCAGACACUGGCCAUUCCCAGUGUUUUUCCGAAUGGGAAGGUGUGUCCUGCUUGUGCCAGCGCUAACCACAGCUUGGCCGGGACCUGCAACACCACAAUGAAAUGUAUGGGAGCCGAGAACAGCUGCUUCACCAGCAACUCUACAUCCGACUCCUCAAAGAAGGUGGAACUCGGCUGUAUGACCAAAAACCUGUGCACCAUCCAGGCUGCAAUCUCAUCUUUGUUUGCUGAUAAUCCCAAGGUCACGUGUGGCGCCCCAUGGAGCGUCCGGAUCGGCGCUGUUCUGCCAGCGUUGGCUCUUACGGUUUAUAAGGUCCUCGUUUAGCUCACACAGACACAGUAUGAACACACGUGCAGGCAGGAGCAGCCGCCACACAGCGUCUGUGCAAACACAACAUGCCCGAUGUACAGUCUGCAUGAUACUGUAUGUGAUCUAUAAUAGAUAGAUAGAUAGAUAGAUAGAUAGAACAAUGUAAUUUAAAUUAAAUUAAAUUAAAUUAAAUUAAAUUAAAUUAAAUUAAAUUAAAUUAAAUUAAAGACAUUGCAAUACACAAUGAGCCAAAACUAUAAUAUACAUUUAAACAAUAGAUAGAUAAGAUAAGAAGCAGUGGGUUUUAAGGUGCAAAGAUAAAUAUAUAUGGUGCAGUUUAUAUGUAAAUAAAAAGAAACACUGACAUACACGCAGAUAAAAUCAUACACAUGCAUAACAGUCAUGCAGGCAUACACUGUAGAACAGGCGCGCAUACGCGCACACACACACACACUGGUUUUCAUCACUUCAGAGGACAUUACAUUGACCCUAACAUUCUAACCCUAACUUCAGCCUAACUUUAAAACAUGUCUUUAAAAUCUAGUCAUUUACAUUAUGGGAACUUGAUUUGUGUCCCCAUAACGAAGACAAGUCCCCAUAAUGUGACUGUGUAAACAGAUGUAGGUCCCCACAACAUAAGGAAUACCAGGUACACACACACACACACGUCAUUAACUCUAUGCUAGUCCUUGAAAUAUUGUCUUCAAAUGUAAUUGUAAUUAAAAUCUUUCACUGUGUAAACAGGCAAACAUGAGUAUAGUUUAUACACACACACACAUACACACACACACACACAAUGGCCAUAAUGAAAGGCUUGUGUAUGUGUGAAAUCCACCACCAUGAUUAAGUCAGUUUUUGCUGUGCAGCUGAGUGACUUGUGAGACACUGUAUUCUGAAUAAAAAAUGUAUUUCUUUUUUCUUCUUUACAUUCAUUUGCUUCUUCCUUGUUUGCCA